This is a messenger RNA of Ascoidea rubescens DSM 1968, 3027 nucleotides long. Its product is annotated as Zn(II)2Cys6 transcription factor. The record is from RefSeq and is a predicted model, not a curated record. Gene Ontology annotation, cellular component: nucleus. NCBI's taxonomy places the organism in Eukaryota, Fungi, Ascomycota, Saccharomycetes, Ascoideales, Ascoideaceae. Gene Ontology annotation, molecular function: zinc ion binding; transcription cis-regulatory region binding; DNA-binding transcription factor activity, RNA polymerase II-specific. Gene Ontology annotation, biological process: positive regulation of transcription by RNA polymerase II. The coding region runs from base 1 to 3027 and encodes 1008 amino acids. The transcript has a single exon.
AUGGCCAAGAUCACUCGAGUUCGAACUGGCUGCUGGACCUGCAAAGCCAGACGAAGAAAGUGCGACGAGGCUAAACCUCACUGCCAGAAUUGCACCAAAAGCAACAGAACCUGCGAGGGCUACGGAAUAAGACUCAGUUUCGAUGUCGACGACAGCAGAAACAACCUUGUUAAUGGCAUCACCAAGAACUCGAAGGGCGAAAUAGUCAAAUAUGGUUUCAGAGGCAGACCACGGCUCAGCGAGAGCCUCAAAGCAAGAAGCAAAAACACCCUCAUCAACAACAUCAAGCAUGACAAUCCCACCAUCCUCACUGACACCAUCCUCAACGACAAAAUCAUUGCCGACAACAUCAAAAACAACAUCGCCAACAGUAACCAAAUAGACACUGUCCUCAAAAAUCCUGACAACAAUACCGAUAAUAAUCAAGUUGAAAUUCAGUUCAAUUUUAAUCAAAAAUUCACCACUGAAGAUAACAACUUGAAUGGCUUCAAUACAAACGAUCCCAACAUUAUACUAAGCAACUCUCAUAACAACUAUGAUAGUGCUUCUAAUCAUAACAUUGCUGAUGAUAACAUUGCUGACAAUAGCAUUACUGACGAUAACAUCGCUAAUCACAACAUCACCAAUAACAAUAUCACCAAUGAUAAUGAAACUAUUUCUCUUCCGGCGUCAACCCCAAUGUCUCUCUCAAAUUCAAUAAUGACGAAUAAUAAUAACAAUAACAAUAACAAUAACAAUAAUAAUAAUAAUAAUAAUGAUAAUAAUGAUAAUGAUAAUAAUAAUAAUGAUAAUGAUAAUAAUGAUAAUGAUAAUGAUAAUAAUGAUAAUGAUAAUGAUAAUGAUACUCACGACAACAAUUUUCAAUCCAACUCAAUUCCCUUGAAAAAAUCAACCUCCUACUCAAACAACUCUCCUCACUCAAUCACCUCCAUCAACUCAAACAACUCUCUCUCUCCUCUGAUCUCCUUUAUCCAAGAUCCUGACACUCUUUUCAAUAACAUCUUCCAACAGUUUUACGCAAACUUAAACAACAAUAUCAACUUCAACAACAACCAAACCCAAAAUAUCCUUUAUGAUGGCCUAGAUUACCUAUUACACAACUCUUUACCAACAACUAAAUUCAAUUCAAAUUAUUCAAACUUUAAUCAAAAUAACAUUAACAACAACAAUAACAACAAUAAUAAUAAUAAUAAUUAUAACAAUAAUAACAAUAAUAACAAUAAUAACAUUUACUCAAACAAUCACUCAUUUAUAUCAAAUGAUAUAAAUCAUAACAACACUAUCCAUAAUAACCAUCCUAAUAUUCACCCUAAUAUUCAUAAAAAUUUUAAUAAUACUAAUAUUAAGCUGGAUCUUAAUAAUAAUAAUCAGCAUAACGACAAAUAUGACAACAACGAUGAUAACAAUGAUGAUGACGAAGACAUCUUAAACAAUAGCCAUAAACUACAUCUCAACCACAUCAUAAACAAUAACAUCUUUGUCAACGUUGAAAAAUCAACUACAACAAACUACGUAUCUUCCCACAACUCUCCCAACACCACUCAACUAAAUAAAGACAUUGAAAAUUUCAUCAACAACAACAUUAAUAACCUAUACUCAAAUACAACUCUAUCCUACUCCGAAGAAAACAUGAUGCUAAAACAUUUCUUCAAAAAACUACUACCUCUAUUGGAUGCUCAUCCAAACUCUCCCUGGCCUGAAUUAGCCCUAAAAUACUGCGACUUUGAAAUAGCAAAAUCUUGCUUCAUUUCUCUAAGUUGCAUGCAUCUUUACGAAACAAAAGGUGUUAAAGAAUUCUAUAAUAAAGGCCUAAGUCAUAUUAAAAACACCUUAAAUUACCUAGUCACCUAUAUAAAUAAAAGAAGCAGACACAGAGAAAUGAAUAAAAACAAUUUUAAAAACAAAAACACUUUCAACAACAACAACAACAACAACAACAAUGAAAUUCUUACCGCUCUUAAUAAUAAUAUCAACAACAUCAAUAGUAUUAUUAAUGAGAAUAAUGAUAACAUUGAAAUCACUAAUAACGACGAUGAUAUAAAUAUUACAAGAGUUGUUGGGAACCUAAAAGAUGAAACUAUUAGAAAACAACAGUCUGGUUUCUUUGUUAUUUUACUCUUGAUUUUAGUUCAUUUAUUAUUUGGCGUAAUCGAAAGUGGUAGGUCUUCAUUAACAAGAGUCUUUUUAAAAUUGUUUGCAAGCAUCGUCGAGGACUCAAUUUUUGAAUCGGCUUUAAAACAAAUUAAUCAAUCCCAAGCUAUUAUCUGUAUACUAUCAUGGUAUGAUGCUGUCACUGCUCUAAUUUCUCCUGAUUGUAGAUUGCCCUAUAGUAAUCCUGAAUGGUAUGGAACAAAAAACGAUAAAAUCAGCAUGGCAAGAGUUUUAGGCUGUCCAGGAGAAAUCUUUAAAAGUAUCUUUAAAUUAUGCUUUCUAAAAAGAGAUUUAAAAUAUAACUACAUCAAUAACGACCAGACAAAAAUGAAUAGAUACAACGAACUAAAAGCUGAUUUUUUAAAUUAUAGAGAAUAUGUCAACUAUAACCAAGAGGCUGACAUCGAAAAUGUUAACUCAAUUUUAACUGGCACAAAAUCCCAAAAAAAUAUAUCAUCGAGAAAAGUUUUAAGUCAACAUGAAAGUUACAUACUAAGACUAAAAGGCGCAAAAUGUUGGUCUAUGUGUUGUUUAGUUAUCUUGACUAAAAUUGUUAAACCUGAUGCUCAGUAUAAAGAUAAAAUCAAUGGCUAUAUCGAUGAAUUUAUUGAAGCUUAUCAAGGAAUGGAUUCUAGUUCUCCAAUAAUAACACAAAUGGUUUAUCCAAUUCUCUUGAUCGGCUGUGAGUCAACAACAGAGUAUCAAAGAAAAAAUUUACUAAAAUUUAUUGAUACAUUAUAUGAGACUGUGAAAUUGGGCAACUUAUUCACAUUGAAAAGUAUUGUUCAAGAAGUUUGGUCGACUGGUAAAACAUGUGAGGAAAUUCUUGGUGGUAAAGAUUGGUUGCAAAGUGGAAUAGAUUUUUUACCCAUAUAA